Molecule: messenger RNA, 1920 nt
Organism: Penicillium egyptiacum
Lineage: Eukaryota; Fungi; Ascomycota; Eurotiomycetes; Eurotiales; Aspergillaceae
Source: the annotation of a GenBank genome assembly
AUGAGACUGAAAAGGCAGAAACGUUGCAAGGGCUAUGGGGCGGAGGUGGAUAGCAGCGGGGGCUUGAUCAGCCCAUGUGAUUGUCCAUCUUUCACAUUACCAACAUACCUCGAGGCACGUACAUUUUUUGACAUGGCACAAUCAAUUUCCUCUUUGACUGAGCAAUGGCUCCAAUGGGACCAGGAUCCUACAACUCGCGUGGAAAUAGAGCAACUGCGGGACUCUAACGCCACUGAGGAGCUGGAAAAGCGCCUUCGGAAUCGUAUUGAGUUCGGAACAGCUGGUCUACGAGGCCGCAUGGCCGCUGGGUUCUCCUGCAUGAACUCUUUGGUAGUCAUACAAGCCUCGCAGGGGCUGGCCAAGUUCAUUCGAGACAAGCGUUCUGAGAUUGCUUCUAAUGGUGUGGUCAUCGGACACGAUGCGCGUCACAAUUCUGCGAAAUUCGCCGCACUUGCUGCUAACGCUUUCAUCGCGCAACGUAUCCCUUUUUGGUUCUUCAAUGAGGAAGGCCCAACGCCGAUGGUAGCGUUUGGUGUCAACUAUUUCGGCGCUGCUGCAGGUAUUAUGGUGACAGCGAGCCACAAUCCACCCCAAGACAAUGGCUACAAAGUCUACUCAAGCAACGGCGCCCAGAUCAACAGACCCGAGGACGGGGAAAUAGCACAGUCGAUUCAAGAGAACCUUGAGCCAUGGCCGACCGCAUGGGCGGAGUUACAGCCAGGCGAAUUCCUGCACCCGGACUCCUACCAGGAAUUGCUGCCUCACUACAGCAGCCAAGUCGCAAAGUUCACGAAAUCUACGGUAACCGAUUGGCAACCACCAAGACCAUUCGUUUAUACGCCUCUGCAUGGUGUGGGAGGUUUGGUUCUUCCAAAUUUGUGCCGCUCACUUGGAAUCAGCGAAUUUUCAUCCGUUGCGGCUCAGGAAAAGCCUGAUCCUGACUUCCCCACUGUGAAGUUCCCAAACCCGGAAGAGACUGGAGCCUUGGAUCUUGCUAUCGAGACUGCCGAACAAGAAGGAAAGACCUUGAUCAUCGCAAACGACCCCGAUGCGGACCGCUUCGCCGUAGCGGAGAAAGUGGAUGGGAAAUGGCAUACUUUGACCGGAAACCACCUCGGUGUUCUUUUGGCGUCCCAUAUCUUGGAUUCGUUCGAUGGCAGCAAAGAUUGGUCCCACAUAGCCGUGCUGACCACAACGGUGUCGAGUGGGAUGCUCGGAAAGAUGGCAGCUGCAAAGGGAAUCCACUUUGCGGAGACCCUGACAGGGUUCAAGUGGAUGGCUAAUGUUGCCCGGGACUUAGAGAAAGAGGGAAAGACAGUUCCUUUUGCAUACGAGGAGGCACUGGGAUACAUGUUCCCAUCUGUUUGUUAUGACAAAGACGGCAUUACAGCAGCUACGGUUUUCCUUGCAGCGGAGGCGAAAUGGAGAGCCCAGGGAUUGACUGCAUAUGCCAAGCUACAGCAACUGUUCGGCAGAUUUGGCCAUCACGAGACCUUGAAUAACUACUUCCGAUCACCCGAUCCACAACUCACCUCAACAUUGUUCCAGGGCAUUCGAGGAAGCCCAGGCCUCGCGGAUAUGCAGUUUGGUCCAUUCAAGAUUUUACGAUGGAGGGAUUUGACCGAGGGCUAUGACUCCGGCACCCCUGAUAACAAGCCGGACCUACCUCAAGAUCCGACAAGCCAGAUGGUUACGCUGUGGUUGAAUGGUGGGGUUCGCUUCACAUUCCGAGGAUCGGGGACGGAGCCCAAGGUCAAGUUUUAUAUCGAGAGUUGUGGAGAUUCUCGUGAAGAGGCCGUCAAAGCAGUCUGCGACACAUUCCUCACUAUUCGGGGAGAAUGGGUACAGCGGUUUACCCCUUCGAUGACAUACAGCAAGCAGCUUUCCACAUCAUCUGGUGAUGUUCUGAACGUUGAAUGA